GGCACCGUUAUCCGUUCAUAACUGUGCGCGUUGUGUGCGAGUCUCCCCAGAAGCAAUGACAGAUGCCUGUGGUUCACCACAGUGGAAACCCGCUGACCCAGAGGACAUUAAACCAUUCGGGAGUGUGCAUAACAAGGUUCCACUCUUGAUCCUUAGUACCCGGAAAUACCGGCCGCGCGCACGCAACUCCAAACCCGUGCGGUCGCAGAUGGCGCUUCGGACCGAAGUCAACAAGCCACAGAUAUAUAUAUCAGUCACUAGGAAACCAGAUGUGAAUUUUACGCAGUGCCAGUUUGCAGCCACUGACACGUACUAUAGGGUUUCUAUACAGAACCAGUUAAUCCAUAGAAAAUAGAAAAUUUGAGAGUAAUCUGCUCCAUAAAUCAUUCGCGUACUGCAAGCAACUGAGUACGAUAACAGGCCGCCACGCUUCACGUGAUAAUCAGUUGUUUAUAGCCGACAUCAACGUCCAUAAACUCGGCAGCGUGAAGGAUAUACCACUAACAAUGUUGCUUACGGGAUUAGAGGCUUUCUAAACUUCAAUUUCAUCCAGCGCACAGGUCCGGGCCGCUGGCCCAAUUUAUGGAUAUAUGUGCGCGACCGUGUGGCACCAUCGGCUGUGUCCCAGCGUAUCCCCUCAUCGAAAUUGCCUUUGGACACGCCCAUCUUGCUCCCUAUGUUUUAUACAUGUUCUUAGUCUUCCAAAAACGCCAUGGACGACUCUUACGGGAAAAGGCGGGGAAUAUCUCUUGCAGGGUGUUUCAUUCAGCAAGUAGGAUGCCACACGCUUGAGGAUCGAUCCGCAGCUCACAUAGGGCCGGGUAACGUGAUAUCUCCCAAAUCCAGAGCCGUCCCAGCUGACCCGAGUUUGUCAGAACCCGUCAGGAGAGGCAUGUUUUAAGCACACAGUAGUUCCAGCCAUGCACGGCUUAGCGAGAGGCGAGGGGGCUGCCACCGGGCGUGCGGAGCCGAUACGUGAACCGAAAUGGAGGGAUUAGACACCACAAGCACAUGGGUGACAAAGCGCAGUUGGAAGUGAUGCCCGGCUACACCGCUUGAGCGCCAUCAGACCAUGAAAUUGCUGGACUCCGUGGAGGUUAAGGCCCAGAUCAAGGUGGUGCUUCAGGACCUUGAUGAUGUACUGCAUGAACUGAAGACAGUCGCCGCCGAGCUUCGCGCAAUCAUACAGCAAAUGGACGACAUCUCGGCCCGGAUAGAUCUGGAGGAGGAGCUGGGGAAAUCUUCUCAGCUCCGCACGAUGUCUCUGCCCCACCCACGGGGACGGCCAAACGGGCAAAAGACAGCCCGGUGGGGACAUUAUAAACAUAUCUCAGACAUAACCGGUGGAUGGGCGAGUAGAGAUAGGUGUGAGUACCCGGAUAUUCUCGCUUCCCGUCCUCAGCACUUCACCGCCUUGCGAGAGACACCCAUCCUGGACUCAGAGUCACUCUAUCCGCUAGAUGAUCAUGCCAGACAUCGUCCCUACAAUACUUUAGACACCAGCCAGCUGAGAAAAAGGGAAUUCUCACCCAACGUAGCCACAAAAUCCCAAACAUUUCGCCCCAGCAGAGGACGAAGAGCUAGCCCCAUAGGAGCAGAGAGUGAGAGUAAAGGUUCACUCUCGCCUCACAAAAUAUUGAAAGAGUCUCAAAACCUUGAUACGUGGGCCUUGACUUUGCGGAACGGACCAACCACAGCGUACUGUGUUAACAAAAGAGGUAUCACGCCCGUGGUGUCGGAGUGCCCCGCUGCCGUGCAUGGACCUACAGCACACAGACAUGUUUUACACGGGAACACGUGCGGACAUACCUGUCAAGGAAGUACCGGCGGCGCCCACAGCGGUGGGGGGACGGACAGUGACUACAGCACUCGUGUUUCUGACGACUUAGACACACUCUCAAGGCGUACACUUGGAGAAGACACCUUCAGCUUCGGCCAUUCGACAAGAUCCUCUCUCCUGGCAUCCGACGAAAACGUACUGCUAACGAGGCAGACAGGUUGCUUCAGCUGUUCAGAGUCUAACACAGACUCUCAAGAAGAAGUCAGCAGUGGUUCUUGUCUGACGACUAGCAGGACCUGGCGUUGUCGGACCGUCUCAGACGCAAGGCGUCGCUUCUUCCGCAAGAAAGUGGAAUUAAGAAACGGCAUCGGGAUCAAGUACAACACAAUCGGACAUGGCCCCGAGAAACGGGAUUCGGAAAGGGAUUCGACCGGAAACGGAAGGACAUGUUCAGCCCUGAUGUGUUCCAGAACACGAGUAGUGAGCACUGGGUCCCAAACCACCGAAGACAUUUCUGACAUUGUGGCUGAAGAAAGAGUCAAGAACUACAUGAAAGAUUAUAUCAACCUUAAAGACGAAAUUACCAAGUUAUGACGAAGAGAAACAUCAAGAUUCAAACGGUGAUUUUUGGUCUUGUAUAUAGUGAAUUAUUGACAAUUUAGGUAUU
Messenger RNA from Branchiostoma floridae (Florida lancelet), 2447 nucleotides. RefSeq lists its product as uncharacterized. The transcript is spliced from 3 exons. Lineage: Eukaryota; Metazoa; Chordata; Leptocardii; Amphioxiformes; Branchiostomatidae. The coding region runs from base 1073 to 2374 and encodes 433 amino acids. The record is from RefSeq and is a predicted model, not a curated record.